ACUGAUCACGUGACCAGACUGACUUUCUUCGCAGUUUAGAGGAGAUCCGCUGUCACACACACAGUCAUGGCGUUCUUCUCUCACCACUUCACCCGAGCUCUGAGCUCCUCUACCGCCCGACACGCCGCCAUUAAACACGUUACUGUUAUCGGAGGAGGAUUAAUGGGCUCGGGGAUCGCCCAGGUUGCGGCGACAACCGGACAUUCAGUUGUGCUGGUGGACACUUCCGAGGACAUCCUAAAGAAAUCCACUAAGGGCAUUGAGGGCAGCCUGAAGAGAGUAGUGAAGAAGAAGUUUGCAGACAAACCCGAGGCCGGAGAGGAGUUUGUUCAGAAGGUGCUGAAGAACAUUUCCACGAGCACAGAUGCUGCGUCUGUGGUGAAGAGCACCGAUUUGGUGGUGGAGGCCAUCGUGGAGAACCUCAAAGUGAAGCAGAGUCUCUUUUCUGAACUGGAUAAAGCGGCACCACAACACACCAUUUUUGCCAGUAACACGUCCUCUCUUCCGAUUGCGGAUAUCGCCGUGUCGACAGCUCGCUUAGACCGGUUUGGAGGGCUCCACUUCUUUAACCCUGUCCCUAUGAUGAAGCUGGUGGAGGUCGUCCAGGCUCCAGGAACAAGUCAGGAAACAUUUAACACACUUCUGGAUUUCACCAAAGCAUUAGGAAAGCAUCCAGUCUCAUGCAAAGACACUCCAGGCUUUAUUGUAAACCGUCUGCUCGUGCCGUACCUAAUGGAGGCUGUCCGACUACACGAGCGAGGUCAUGGUUCCAAAGAGGACAUCGACGUAGCCAUGAAGCUUGGAGCCGGUUAUCCCAUGGGUCCCUUCGAGCUUUUGGACUAUGUUGGAUUGGACACGUCUAAAUUCAUCAUUGACGGUUGGUAUGAGACGGAGCCAGAAAACCCCUUGUUCGCUCCGAGUCCGCUCCUCAACAAGCUUGUGUCUGAGGGCAAGCUGGGGAAGAAAACCGGAGAGGGUUUCUACAAGCACAAAUAAACAGAAUCGGGAUGAGGCUGAACUUUCAGAGAGGAAAAUUAUUAAUUAACACAUGGAGAAAGGCCAGUGAGCUGGAAUCAGAAUAACAGAUCAAUAAACAGCAGUUGUGCAAUAGAGACAAAAAAGAAAAAUAGACAGAAAAAAGAAAAAUAGACAGAAAAAACACUAGUGCCUUGCUGCAGUGCCAUGAAGAGAACAAAUCAGAUUAUUAUGAUUUCUGAUUGUCGCUUUUGUAUGUCAGUAAUAAAAUAAAUAGAGAGUAAAAUCUUUACAUUUGCUA
Messenger RNA from Clarias gariepinus (North African catfish), 1276 nucleotides. It is a transcript of the gene hadh, whose product is annotated as hydroxyacyl-CoA dehydrogenase. NCBI's taxonomy places the organism in Eukaryota, Metazoa, Chordata, Actinopteri, Siluriformes, Clariidae. Bases 67 to 996 code for a protein of 309 amino acids. The record is from RefSeq and is a predicted model, not a curated record. Gene Ontology annotation, molecular function: NAD+ binding; (3S)-3-hydroxyacyl-CoA dehydrogenase (NAD+) activity. Gene Ontology annotation, cellular component: mitochondrion. The transcript is spliced from 8 exons. Gene Ontology annotation, biological process: fatty acid beta-oxidation.